Messenger RNA from Plutella xylostella (diamondback moth), 853 nucleotides. RefSeq names its product COMM domain-containing protein 5. Lineage: Eukaryota; Metazoa; Arthropoda; Insecta; Lepidoptera; Plutellidae. The record is from RefSeq and is a predicted model, not a curated record. Gene Ontology annotation, cellular component: nucleus.
ACUGUCAUUGGUUCAUGAAAUUUUUACACUUUGUAUUUGUUUUUGUUGGGGAUUUGUUUGUAUUUUGUUGAAUUUAUGUAUUUCUAGGUCUGCCGCAAUGUCCCAACAGUUAGAACUUCUUACAGAGAACCCGGGGCAAUGGACAGCAGUCCUAUAUGUAACCCCAGAAAUACAGAAAAAAGAGAUCAAACCAUUUGUCGCUUUGUCUAUAAAAGAGCUGGAAGGCACACCAGACAGCAGAACAUCCAGUCUGGUGAACGUGGACAAGUUUGCGGCAGUCCGCGCCGUGGUCCGGCACGUGGCACGGAGCAGAACCGCUACAAAGGAGCCAUGGCAGUUGGAUGAUGUGCAGACGUUUCUGGAAGGGCUUAGGUUCACACCAGAAUGCAUAGCAGAGCUGUCUCCGCUGCUCUGCGCUGAUCAGAUCUACUCGGCGCUCCCAAGACACCUGCGUGUGCUGCCCGGUCUGGCGGGGCUGCAGUGGAGGAUUGAUGUGUCUUUGAGCCAAUCAAACCUCGCCACCGCUACCGACUCGCCAACGCCGGCCAAUCAGAUCUACGCGCGUUCUACUCACGUCAUUCUGACUUUACAACUGACAGAUGGGCAGACAACCACAUACAGGUUGUCCAUAGCUAAGUUUCAUGAGCUGAGGUAUGUCGUAGCUAGUUGUUUAAAAAGUGUUAUAGUGCUGGAGAGACGGAAGUGUAUGAGGCGAGACUGACACAGGACUGGUUGGGGGUAGGUACAGGGUUAAUCAGGGAAUAUAAUUUAUUUAACGUAAAUUUUACAAUUAUACAGGAUGUUGCAAAAAGGGUAUACUAAGCCGAAACCUACAUGUGCAGCAUGUUAUAUC